CCCCACCCCCCACCCCUUAUGAGAUGGCUCGGAGCUGCGCCCGUCCUCGGUGAUGAUCGAUAGACGGAUGCAGGUAGCCUUCCUCCCCUACACACGCAGCAUCACCACGCAUCCCUUUACUCCGCUGUGCAGCUUUCCUCCCCAUCAGCGCACAUACGCACACGGGGCUGCUGCCUAUUGAUCUCUGAACAUCUGGAGCAGCUCAUAUUUGUUUUACAAGGAAGGCAGUGGCCGCAAAAGGAGGACUGAGACAGCAACAGCAGCGGCGGCGGCGGCAGCAAUAGCAGCAGCAGGACGGAGCACUUGACACCUUUCUUCACGGCAUCGAUAUGCAGUAGCGUGAUACCAGCUCUGCGGAGACGGAGAAGGCCAGUCCAUGGCAUCUUGAUGUUAAAACCGUGGGCUCUGCGCAUUCCCAACCGACAACACAGGCUUGUCUUUUAUUUUCCUUUUCUCUUCUUUUUUUUUCCUCCCCUACCUCACAUUCUGCAGAAUCGGAAGGAUUAACUUGGCCAAGAUAAAAAGGCGGCAAGUGAAGACACGCUAUAAUAAUUCAGCUUGACCAGAUUCCGUUCUGUCGUGGGGGAUUCGUGGGAUAUAUUCACUGGCCCCGCGAUGGACUCCAGCGCGGGGAAAUAUGGCAUGGCUCGUUUUGGAUUGUUUGUGCUUUUCAUGGGGCUGUGGAGAUCCGGCGAUGCCUAUUGCCCCGAAUCUUGCACUUGCAGCAUCUCACGGAUUGUUUGUAACGACCCCGAACCGGGGAUCGAGGAUUUCCCUGUCCUUACGUUAGAUGACAUGGAAAACAUCACCGAGAUACACAUUGCCAAUCAAAACAGAUUGAUUAACAUAAGUGACAGCAGUUUGAGGCACUACAUAAACCUCAGAAAUCUAACGGUGACAAGGACAAGAUUAACAUAUAUAUCCAAGGAUGCAUUUUAUAACAACACAAGACUUCAAUAUGUAAAUCUCAGAGAUAACAACCUCUCCAUGCUGUCAUGGAGAACAUUUCAGAACUUCAACAGUACAUUUCCGCUUCUUCUAUCUGGAAACCCUUUGGAUUGUGUUUGUGAAAACUUGUGGAUCAAACUGAGACUCCAAGAAGACAUAGACGGUCCAGAGCUGACAUGUACUGAUGAAAGGGGAGAGACAAGGGACUUUGCCACACUCACUCCUCCAGACUGUGUGGUUCCCAAAGUAGAGUUGAGCCUCAAAAAUGUGACCGUAAGGGAGGGUCGUGAUGUCAAAGUUGUGUGUAGUGCCUCAGGCUCCCCUGUUCCUGACAUCCUGUGGACCCUUGAUAUGCUCUCAACCCACUAUGAGAUUGACCCUUUGGAAACAAAAAGCACCCUCAUCUUGUCAGGCCUGUCUCCCGAUGACAACGGCAGGGUGAUCGUAUGCAGCGCCGAGAACAUAGUCGGUCAGAUUGAAGCCACGCUUCAGCUCAAUAUCCUCUUUCCCCCUAGAAUCGAGCAGCUGCUGGCUCCAGAACAGGCCCACCAGUGGUGCAUCCCAUUCACUGUGACGGGGAACCCCAAACCUAAGCUGCUGUGGUAUCAUAAGAAGGUGCUUCUCCAGGAGCAAGACUUCAUCCGCACCAUGAUCCACGAGUCCACCGAGAACGAGGACCACGGCUGCCUGCAGCUCGCCAAUCCCACUCACAUCCACAACGGCGAAUACAAGCUUGUGGCGAGGAACGAGUACGGUCGGGAUGAAAAGACGGUCACCGCCCAGUUCCUUGAUCCGCCAAACAUUACAGAAAACCCAGAUUAUGAUGAUCACAUAUAUACUUAUCCAGAUCCACCGCCUCUGGACGACAGUGUUGCAGUGUAUGUCGUUGUGGGAAUUGCCGGUGUUGCCCUGACUGGCUGCGUGCUCAUGGUCAUCAUUUUGAAAUAUGGAAGAAACUCAAACUUUGGUAUUAAAGGCUCCUCCUCGGUAAUCAGCAACGACGACGACUCUGCCAGCCCUCUUCAUCACGUCUCCAAUGGCAACAACACACCGUCGUCCUCAGAGAUGGGUCCAGAUGCAGUGAUCAUCGGGAUGACAAAGAUUCCUGUCAUUGAGAACCCGCAGUACUUCCGCAACUCCGGCAGCAUGCUGAAAGCCGACACGUUUGUGCAGCACAUCAAGAGGCACAAUAUAGUGCUGAAGCGGGAGCUGGGAGAAGGAGCCUUCGGGAAGGUCUUCCUUGCCGAGUGCUACAACCUGGUGCCAGAUCAUGAGAAGAUCCAUGUGGCCGUCAAGACUCUGAAGGAGGCCACUGAAAGCGCUCGCGCAGACUUCUACAGGGAGGCGGAGCUUCUGACCAACCUGCAACACGAGCACAUCGUCACCUUCUACGGAGUGUGUGUGGAGAGCGACCCGCUCAUCAUGGUUUUUGAGUACAUGAAACAUGGAGACCUGAACAAGUUCCUCAGGUCCCACGGUCCUGAUGCGGUUCUCAUGGCAGACGGUCAGCACAGUAUCUUGGUGGAGCUCACCCAGUCUCAGAUGCUGCACAUUGCCCAACAGAUUGCUGCUGGCAUGGUCUACCUGGCCUCCCAACAUUUUGUCCACAGAGACUUGGCAACAAGAAACUGCCUGGUAGGGGAAAACCUGCUGGUCAAGAUAGGAGACUUUGGCAUGUCGAGAGAUGUUUACAGCACAGACUACUAUAGGGUGGGCGGUCACACGAUGCUGCCGAUCCGCUGGAUGCCCCCGGAGAGCAUCAUGUAUCGGAGGUUCACCACAGAGAGUGACGUGUGGAGUCUGGGUGUGGUGCUGUGGGAGAUCUUCACCUACGGCAAGCAGCCCUGGUACCAACUCUCCAACAAUGAGGUGAUUGAGUGCAUCACGCAAGGCCGAGUCUUGCAGCGGCCCCGCACCUGUCCUAAGGAGGUAUACGACCUGAUGCUGGGCUGCUGGCAGAGGGAGCCCUACAUGAGGCUCAACAUCAAGGAAAUCCACAGCAUGCUCCAGAGCUUGGCCAAGGCCUCUCCCGUCUACCUGGAUAUACUGGGCUGAUCCACCAGCGCCUGCGUAUGCAGUUUGUGUGCAUGUGUGCUUCGUAUGCGGAUGGGUGUUUGGGUGCUGGAGAGCAUGUCGGGAGGCAGAGAGGACGCUGGAAGUGAAGGUAGCGUGACUACGUCUAUGUACAGAAUCCGGCUGUAAAUGUGACUGUAAAAUGCAAGCUGUCCGUGUCCUCAUCCCGUGAAGAGAAGCCUUAUCGUUUAGGUUUUUUGCUUUUUUGUUUCCUUAUUUGUUUGCAGAAGCUCCUUGGCAUGUUUCAUAGAAUGAAGUGAGAAAUACAUACAGAUUUAUGUGAUUUUACUUAAAAUAACGGUCUAAAAACCCCCCCCAAAAAACAAAAAUGAGCAGAGAGGUCAUUCUGCAUCAUGUGAAUCCAUCGCCACAAUGUUUUUCAUACUUACUAAGAGAGGCGGUGGGGGAAUAAAAAAAAAAAUCAAAAAUCAAGAAACACUCAUUGACUGAGAAUAUAUGGAAACAUCUAUGUAGAUAAAGCUUUUUAAGUCCAGUUGAUUUAAAUCUGGUAUUUAAGUCAUGCAUAUGUAAAAACAUUUUACAGACAAGUAAAAAA
Poecilia reticulata (guppy) is the source of this 3577-nucleotide messenger RNA. Lineage: Eukaryota; Metazoa; Chordata; Actinopteri; Cyprinodontiformes; Poeciliidae. The record is from RefSeq and is a predicted model, not a curated record.